This is a messenger RNA of Oryzias latipes (Japanese medaka), 6568 nucleotides long. It is a transcript of the gene kcnt2b, whose product is annotated as potassium sodium-activated channel subfamily T member 2b. Gene Ontology annotation, cellular component: plasma membrane. Gene Ontology annotation, biological process: potassium ion transmembrane transport. The record is from RefSeq and is a predicted model, not a curated record. NCBI's taxonomy places the organism in Eukaryota, Metazoa, Chordata, Actinopteri, Beloniformes, Adrianichthyidae. Gene Ontology annotation, molecular function: intracellular sodium-activated potassium channel activity; outward rectifier potassium channel activity.
GUGUAACUAUUUAUUUAUUUAUUUUCCAAAUGACUCCAUGAAUGGAAUCCCCUUUUCCCAAACGCUGCGCUGCCGUCUGUGGUUUUGUGGAGAGCAGGUAGUGAGGAAGCUGCUGCCAGAUCUACACUUGCUCCCCAGCUUAGUGAAAGUGGAGCCUCCCCUGUACGCACCGACAGAUGAGCAUCCUCGACCUGUUGACUCAGUCAGUGAAGAGAAAAGUAGUGCUGCGUUUUCGCCUGCGCUAAAAUCGCUGAAGAAGUUCCUUUUGUUCUGCUCUCUCAGAGGAAGUCGAGCUUGUGCCAUGAGACGCAUCGAUGUGUUCUUUAUUAUUUCACGUUUUGAAUAGCAAAGGAGAGAGGAGCGGAGUCGCUGCCGGACUGGACCACCUGUUCUUUGCUGCGGAGAAGCCCCUUUCGGCAGUAUCUAUCUCCAUCUGUGUGUUUUGAAGAGGACAAUGGUCGAACUCGAAAAGGAGGUGCUCCCGUUGCCGCCUCGGUACCGGUUCCGAGACUUGUUGCUCGGGGACUGGCAGUCUGACGACAGGGUGCAGGUAGAGUUCUAUGUGAAUGAGAACACUUUCAAGGAGCGCCUGAAGCUUUUCUUCAUCAAAAACCAAAGAUCCAGUCUGCGAGUGCGAAUGUUUAAUUUUGCCCUGAAAGUGCUGAGUUGCCUCCUCUACAUUGUUCGAGUCCUGCUUGACAACCCACAAGAGGAGAGACAGGACUGCAUUGGAGGACUUAACUGCUCCAAGCAAAACACAUCAUCCCGUCCCUGGAGUGAGUUUGACUGGAAACUCAUCAUCUGGGUUGACAGACCUCUGCCGCUCUGGGCCCUGCAGGUGCUUGUGGCUUUCAUCAGCUUUUCAGAAACUAUGUUGCUCGUCUAUCUCAGCUACAAGGGCAACGUCUGGGAACAAGUGUUGCGUGUCCCGUUCAUUCUGGAGAUGAUCAGCACCGUCCCCUUCAUGAUCACUGUGAUUUUGCCCUCCUUCAGAAAUCUCUUCAUCCCUGUAUUUCUCAACUGCUGGUUAGCCAAACACGCCUUGGAGAACAUGAUUAAUGACCUGCACAGAGCCAUCCAGAGGACACACUCAGCCAUGUUUAACCAGGUGGUGAUACUAAUCAGCACUCUGGUUUGUCUAAUGUUUACAUGCAUCUGUGGCAUCCAGCACCUCGAGCGCGCGGGAAACAACCUGACCCUGUUCGACUCGCUUUACUUCUGCGUCGUCACCUUCUCCACCGUGGGCUUUGGGGACGUCACCCCCCAGAUCUGGCCUUCACAGCUCCUGGUCGUCAUCAUGAUUUUUGUGGCGCUCAUUGUGCUUCCCAUCCAGUUUGAGCAGCUGGCCUUCCUGUGGAUGGAGCGGCAGAAAUCCGGAGGCAACUACAGCCGCUACCGGGCACAGACGGAGAAACAUGUGGUGCUGUGCGUCAGCUGUCUCAAGAUUGACCUCCUCAUGGACUUCCUCAACGAGUUCUUCGCGCAUCCUCGGCUGCAGGACUACUACGUGGUUAUCCUUUGUCCAGCUGAGAUGGAUGUUCAAGUCAGACGGGUCCUUCAUGUCCCUCUUUGGGCCCAGAGAGUCAUUUACUUGCAGGGGUCUGCCCUCAAAGACCAGGACCUGAUGAGGGCCAAAAUGGACGAUGCUGAGGCCUGCUUUAUUCUCAGCAACCGAUUUGAAGUGGACCGCAUUGCUGCUGAUCAUCAGACAAUCCUGCGUGCCUGGGCUGUCAAAGACUUUGCUCCAAACUGCCCCCUGUACGUCCAGAUCCUCAAGCCGGAAAACAAGUUCCACGUCAAGUUUGCAGAUCAUGUUGUGUGCGAAGAGGAGUUUAAGUACGCAAUGCUGGCUUUAAACUGCGUGUGCCCUGGUACCUCAACUCUCAUCACUCUGCUGAUCCACUCCUCCAGAGGACAGACCGCACAUCAAGAGGCCUUUAAGCAACGUGCGGGAGCCUUUCAAGUCCUCAACAGAGAAGGCGGAAGUUCCUCAGACCAGUGGCACCGGACCUACAGACGAUGCUCUGCCAACGAGGUGCAUCACAUUCGCCUGGAAGAAAGCAAAUUCUUUGGGGAAUACCAGGGCAAGAGUUUCACUUUUGCAUCUUUUCAUGCACACAAAAAGUAUGGAGUCUGCUUAAUCGGCGUGCGCAGACUGGACACCACCAACAUCUUGUUAAAUCCUGGGCCUUGUCACAUCAUGGGGGCCUCGGACACCUGCUUCUACAUCAACAUCUCCAAGGAAGAGAACUCUGCGUUUGUCAGGGGUCAGAGGGAACCGUCAUGGGGAGGCACAGGGGGAAAUACCAGAGGAGUGCAGCAGAGUAUCUACCAUGGACUCACACGCCUGCCAGUCCAUAGUAUCAUUGCCAGCAUGGGCACUGUGGCCAUCGACCUGCAGGACUCCAGUGACAGCAGCCCAGAAAGCCAGGACCCAGGAGGCCCGGGGCUAGGGAGUGGAAGAGCAAGCAGAAGCAGCUCCAGGGCUGAAAUGGCCGGCGUCAACACUUUGGCUUUGCCGGCCAUGGGGGAUUCAGCUGAGGAAAGGCGGCACAGCAUCGCCCCCGUCCUGGAGCUGGUGGACGGCGUCAACAAUCCCACCUUUGACCUUCUGGGAGACCAGUCAGAGGACGAAGGAGCAGAGGAGAGCAAGGAUGACAGUGACAGGGAUGAGAGCGCCAACUGGUGGGGCCGACACUGCGAGUGGGUGAAGGGAUACCCACUAAACUCCCCCUACAUCGGUAGUUCCCCUACGUUGUGCCAUCUCCUACAAGAAAAGAUGCCCUUCUGCUGUCUGCGCAUGGACAAGGCUUGCCACCACAUCCCGUUUGAGGAUGCACGUUCCUAUGGCUUCAAAACUAAAUUGAUCAUUGUGUCAGCGGAGAGUGCAGGAAACGGGCUUUACAACUUCAUUGUGCCUCUACGGGCUUACUACCGACCCAGGAAGGAGCUCAACCCUAUUGUGCUGCUGUUGGAGAGCAUACCUGAAGCAGAUUUCCUAGAAGCAAUCUGCUGGUUUCCCAUGGUGUUCUACACAGUGGGUUCCAUUGACAAUCUGGACAGUUUGCUUCGUUGUGGAGUCACGUUUGCCGACACCAUGGUGGUGGUUGACAAAGAGAGCUCCAUGAUUGCAGAGGAGGACUACAUGGCUGAUGCAAAAACCAUUGUCAAUGUACAAACCCUAUUCAGACUGUUCCCGGCGCUCAGUAUCAUCACAGAGCUCACUCAUCCAGCCAACAUGCGCUUUAUGCAAUUCAAAGUCAAAGACCACUACUCCUUGGCCCUGUCCAAACUAGAAAAGAAAGAAAGAGAGAAAGGAUCCAACCUGGUCUUCAUGUUUCGUCUUCCUUUUGCCGCUGGGAAAGUGUUCAGUGUUAGCAUGCUGGACACUCUCCUCUACCAGUCGUUUGUGAAGGACUACAUGAUCUCCAUCUCCAGACUGCUGCUUGGUUUGGACUCCAUGCCUGGCUCAGGUUUCCUUUGUGCUAUGAAAAUCACAGAAGACGAUCUGUGGAUCCGAACCUACGGCCGACUCUACCAGAAGCUGUGCUCCUCCACUGGAGACAUCCCUAUAGGCAUCUACCGAACAGAGGCACACAAGCUUCCAGUGUCUGAAUCUCAGGUAUCCAUCACGGUUGAAGACUACGAGGACACCAGAGAACCCAGAGAGCCCCUUCUGUCCCGCACAGGCGCUCACCGUAACUCCACUUCCUCAGAACCCAUCUCCACCUCCUCCCACUCCUCCGACCACCCGCUGCUUAGGAGGAAGAGCAUGCAGUGGGCUCGGCGCCUGAGCCGGAAAGGGGGCCGAGGGUCCAGUGGGGCCAAAGGGGGUCCAGGCAGUGCAGCGGAGAGGAUCACUCAGCAGAGACUGACCCUGUUCCGACGUUCGGAGCGGCAGGAGCUGAACGCUUUGGUGCGAACGAGGAUGAAACACUUGGGUCUUUCUCCAACUGGAUUCAAUGGGAUGACAGACCAAGGAAACAGACUGUCGUACAUCCUCAUCAACCCCUCCCCAGACACCAGACUGGAGCUGCACGACGUCGUGUACCUGAUCAGACCGGACCCCCUCUCCCUAGUGCCCAAUCAGGGGAGCAGCAGGAAGUGCAGCGCCGGACUAUCAGAGAGCCACAGGUUUAACACGCAGGACAGCACUCAUCUGUGAGAGGCAAAAAGGACUAAAAGUACUCUCACACCAACGACAGAGAGAGGAGGGGGCUCACAAAACCAACAAGAUGGAGAAGCAAAAUCCUCACAGGCAGAAAAGGAGACUGCCAGAUGGCUCACGGCCCUCAUUCUCGGUCUUGCAGAAGUUGCGGCACAGACUGCAUGGACUUUUUCUAUAGAAAUUGGAAUGUUUUUAUUUAUGCACCUUCCUAUUUUCACAUCGGAGACCUGCAACCCAAAAGUGCAUUUAAUGAAGUGUCACAUAUUGCACAUAGUGCAUGUUACCUGAGAUAUCACAUGCAAUGUCUGCAGAGUGGAUACAGCGGUGUGCAAAGGAUGCCUUCUGCUGAGAAAUUUUACAUCAUCAACUGAUUUGGGGCUGCACGGUGGUGCAGUGAUUAGCGCUCUCGCCUCAAAACAAGAAAGCUCUGGCUGGAAUCUCAGCAGGUUUCUUCUCUGUGUGGAAUUUGCAUGUUCUCUCCAUCAUGUGUGGGUUUUCUCUGGGCACUCUGGCUUCCUCCCACAAACCAAAAACAUGCUUAAUAGGUUAACUAAUGAUUAAAAUUGUCCCUUUGGGUAAAAUGUGUGAUUGUGUCACAGACUGUCCAGGGUGAACUCUGCCUUUGCCCAACACUAGAUGGGUUAUCUCCAGUGACCCAGUGAAUCAACUGACCACCAAAGAUGUUUUUCACACUUAAAACAGGAUUAAAAUUGGAUUUAUUUUUAAAGCAAAUUUAAAUUUUAAAGCUCUGUUCACUGGAAAAACUGAAUCUUAAAAAGUAAAAAGGCCUGUGUUUCAAGAAAAAGUUUGAGGCAUAUGUCUUGGUAAUGAGAUAAAAUAAGAAUUCUUAGUAAGCCCAUUUUUUUCUUUGCCCAUUCGCAGAUUUUAUUGCUUAUUUAAAGAAACUCUGGAAAUGGAAUAAGCUAUGACUAUUUACUAUCAACUAAAAAUGUAAGUAAGAGAAAGUAAAUAUGAUGAAAAAUUAAGCUGAAGUUUGGGAAAACCUGAGGCUAUGGGGUGAUAGUUAAGGUUUUAGUUAAAAAAAAUAAAUAAAUACAUAAAAUAACCCUUUUACAAACUAUCCCCUGCAUUUAAAAAGCCUUUAAAGUCCCACAUCAUUUGAUUUUUUUUCAGUGUUCACAGUAGUCUUUUAACCAUAAUUAUGCUAUUUAUAGCCAAAAAUCCAAAUUUCUAGGUCAUAGUUUCUGCAGAGCGGCAUCAUUGGCGUGGAGCAAACGCGUCCCCCCUCUUCCCCUCCCUGGAGCUGCAGAGAGCUCUCCGUUUACAUCCUCUCCCACUGGCUUACAGCCCCUCACAACUCCAACUUAACAUAGCGGUGCAACAAAAUGGGGAGCAAUCUUGGAGCUAUAAAGCCGUACAGUUUGAACCAGAUGCCAGCUCAGACGAGGAAAACAAAGACGUAGAUAGAUCUAUUUGUCUGCAUUUUCAAUUUCACAAAGAAGCUCUUGGAAUUUGGAAUUUGAUUCACACAAUUUCCAUAAAGAAAUCCUCAGAAAUGCUAAGCUUAAUUUUCUUUAUAGGCUAAAGGUCCUCCAUCAUCAGAAAAAUGCCACAAAAACAUGUUAAAACAUCAUUUUCAUCUGUGUGGUUCUUUAACUUUUUUUUGUUUUACACCUCGCAGAAGUGUGUGUUUUAAUCAGAAUUGGCCUGAAUGUUGCACACCGCUGUGUACACUGUGGUGUUUGUGUGUGGAUUAAAAUAAACAUGUUUUUUUUUUUCAUCCGAACUAAGACGCUGCCUAAUUUACCCGGACAGCUAAGGGACUAAAGUUCUGGAUGUUGGUUCCCUUUGUGUUUGUCAAAAUGUUCCGUCAAAGUCCAUGUUCUUUGGGGUUUUCAAAAGUGAAAACAUUCUCCAAACCACUAUUUUCCUUUUUUUCUUUUUGUCAUGAAGCCAUUUUUUAAAAGCGUGUUGCUCCCAGUUUUUAUGCUCACCAGCAGUGGAAGAAUCCAAAGAGCACCAGUCUCUGUUAUGAAGAUGGAGCUUUGCUGUGUCGUUGUAUGAAGGUGUUGAUUGAGUGCCUGAUUUUAUGAACUUCUCUGCUUUUGCUCAUCAGUGAGCCAUCUCUCCACCGGCUUGCGUUUGCUGUUGUGCAUGUUGGAAGUCCUGGGAUUGAACAAAAUACCAAGAACAAACAGCAAACUGUAUUAUAAUAUCAUGUAGGACAACCUCUGUGAAGCAGAAGAGGGGGUUUCAUCCAUUUCAGUGCUGAGUUAUGAGCUUUGCAAGUAAAUAUUUCCUGAAUUCAUUGCACAUUAAAUACAAAAACUUCAACAAGCUCUUUUUUUUUGCCAAUUCAGAGUUGAUAUAUAAUAAAAGCUUUAAGUCCACAAAUUUUUAUUUCUCUUAAAAAAAGAAUAAAACAGAAAAGAUGCAUCA